UGUAUCUCACGGGCAUUGGAGUCAGUGCAAAUAUUUGAUUCGGACCACGCAGACAUUGUAUAACGGUUGCUGCAUUUAGAAACCUGCUGUAGAAAAAUAACCAUGAAUAAAACUAUUGUUAUAUUAUUGGCCGUUCUGGCUGUAGUCGCCUUUGCUGACGCUAGAGCAACAUGCAAAGGCAGCAGUCACCAUUCGCGAUGCGAUGAUGACGAACAGAAAAACAAAUGCGACGACUCGUCUUCUUCCUCCUCGUCCUCCUCUUCCUCCUCAUCGUCGUCGUCCUCCUCUGAAGAAGAUGACAAGAGAUGCAAAAGCGGGCACGGCAAGAAGGAUGACUCAUCCUCAUCCUCAUCCUCAUCUUCAUCUUCGUCUUCGUCGUCGUCCGAGGAAGACAGCAAGAACAACGAAGUGGAUUGCGACGAUUCCAACGAAAAGAGCCAUCACCACAAGAAGUCGAGACACAUGAGGCGAUGUGGAAAGAACUAGUCGAAGACAACUUGGUGUCGGUUUUUAUCACUUAUCAGUUAUCCCUUUUCACUGUGAUCACUACUACAAUCAAAGUUAUGCACUUCGUCAUUCGUUCAGUUUUGAGUUCACACACAAUGAAAUCGUUUCGUAGAAUAGAAAAUGCUAUAAUAUUUUAUUAAGCUAGAAUUAUAAUAUUAUGACGA
This is a messenger RNA of Cydia fagiglandana, 671 nucleotides long. RefSeq lists its product as uncharacterized. NCBI's taxonomy places the organism in Eukaryota, Metazoa, Arthropoda, Insecta, Lepidoptera, Tortricidae. The record is from RefSeq and is a predicted model, not a curated record. Bases 103 to 486 code for a protein of 127 amino acids. The transcript has 6 exons.